Molecule: messenger RNA, 8733 nt
Organism: Fonsecaea multimorphosa CBS 102226
Lineage: Eukaryota; Fungi; Ascomycota; Eurotiomycetes; Chaetothyriales; Herpotrichiellaceae
Exons: 7
Coding region: 1-8733 (2910 amino acids)
Biological process (GO): DNA repair
Molecular function (GO): protein binding; protein serine/threonine kinase activity
Source: RefSeq, a predicted model, not a curated record
AUGUCGGAGGCUAAUAUUGGAAGUGCCGUUGCAAAGCUAGGAGCGGACAGUCAGAGAGCGAGAAGUGAAGGGCUCGAGGAGCUCAAACGCCUCCUGGGAGAAGAGAGGAACUCGGACGAUAUUGAGGAGGACAUUUUCCAUAGAAUAUUGGAGCUUCUCUACAAGCUAGUGUCCAAGGAAAAGCCUGUGUUCCUUCGAGCCACCACCAAGCCAACGACGAGGAACACUGCUGCCUCUCGUUUGCAAGCGGCGUCUGCUGCCCUUCGGCUAGUGGUCGAUGUAGCAACCCCGAAGCUCACUUUCAGAACUGCUCUUUCCGUAUUGGACCACAUAAUCGAUACCCUCCCCACGUCGGAUGGUUGUUUAUGCGAGCCACUUCAGAAUGACUACCUCAAGAGCUUCAGAAUUCUCCUUGGCUAUGCUCCACAUGGAGAACAUAUGCGCCCUAAACAGUGGCAAGGAUACGUCGACUUUGCGCUCGAAUGUCUGACGAUUGGCCUCGAGGAUGGCAUGGUUGACGAUGGGAUCUCAAGCAGUAGAGAUACUACCAUGACUCCAAGGAACGGUCCACAUUUGUCUGUGCGACUCAGCCACACAAGCUCCAGGAGCACCAGUAUGGGCAGUGCGUCUAAUUUCGAAGAUAUAUGGGCUGCAUUGAAGUGCUUGACAUUUUUUGUCAACGCACCGCUCAUGUCACGAGCAGCAAUUAUUGCUGAGAAAGCUCAAGACUUCUUGCAGGUCGACAGAAGGGGCCAAGAAGGGGCAUUUGAGACUGUGAACAACCUGCUUUUUGUCUCUCUUGCUGAAGAUGUUGCCCUAACCCAGACACUGUUGUCCAACCUCAUUCCCGUCAUCAGGCGACUGUGGCCCAGCAGGUCUAUCCUGCUCCAGCAACAGAUGCUCUUAACUUUGUUCACAUGCCGAUAUCUGUUUCUUGCCCAAAAAGCACCCUGGCCCGCAAUCGAUUCAGCCCUGUUGGAACCGCUUUUGAUCACCAUGCUUUCAGAAUAUCGCACUAGAAAUGAAAGGGACAUUCUACACUUCGACGACCUACAGCCUAUUCUCGCCUCAGAAAAUACUCCCCUGCAGCUCAAGCAAUUUAAACCUGUUCGAAGUUCUCCGCGCGCAAUAACCAGCUGGUUUAUAUUGUCCAUCAUUGCGUGUCUCGUCAUUGGACUGAGUCUCAAACGACAUAGCGAGGGUGAUACAACUGACACAGCGGAGGUUCCGCGGAAGCGACAGAAGGUCCAGAGCCGCUUGGAUGAGAUUCUCGAACUAGCAGUCGUGGGCACGGGGCAAGAGAAACUAGUCGCUCUGCAGGUAAUCCUGUUUCUCUUCGAUCAGCCUGGAGGCAUUGAGCAAGAAUGGACAAAGGACCUUUACAAGUUAUUGCCGGACCUUGGCAGUGAGGACCCUACCAUUCAAACUUGGAUUCUCCUAAUCUUUUCACGACUAGCAGUCGACAAUGCUAGUCGCGAUCAUGAAAACUCAGCUUUCUGGCCACAGGUGUGGGAUGCAGCAAGCAGAGCAAUAACAGUGGUUUCCACAACGAGGGCUGCAUGCCAUGCACUUGAUGUGCUCCUCCGGGUGGGCGCUCUAGACUCGUCAAUGAGCGCAAACUCGCUCGACACUGCCUUAUUCGGAGGUGGUAAUAAUGGCCCCAGCAGCCUCACAGACACUUCCCUGGUAUUGAUGACACAUGCGCUGCGCUCUAAAUUCUUUGACAACGAGAGACGCUUCGAGUCUUUCGGGCUGAAGAUUAUUGCCUGGCUCUCUGCUCGCUGGACUCUCCCUUCAAACCUUGAUCGCCUUCACAAUGCACAGAUUGUCUGUCACGCCAAACCCGAGCUCUUAUAUUCUUUGUUGACCACUAUGUGUGGCCACGCUGAUGCGAUAACCUCUGGUGAAGCUUGGGCACCGGCGCAUUCGUUGUUCGAGUUGGCGCUGAUGGCAUCGGUUAAUCUCGAAUUCUUACGUUAUCUUCUCGCCCUCCCUUCUUCAAUAGUCGAGGCAGAUGAAGGUUUCAUCACUUUGCCUCGCCAGUUUGAGACGUCCAUCAUGACUCGCGUUUUCCGAAGUGUGAUGGACUUUCUAGCAAACAAGGCGAGAGAUUUUGUCCACUCAUGGAAGGUGAUCUGUGCCGAGCGAACUUCAAAUAUUGGAAAUGAUAUUGUCGAAAUUCUAGGUGUUGUAUCGGCCAUCUCCUCUGCCUUGUGGGUUCGUUGCAGUGGUCAAGCUCCUGGGUACAAACAGCCUUCAACUCUGAAUGAGAGCCUCCGCGUCCUCGCGGAUUUCAUAGAAAAUCAGCCUAUCGAUCGCUCUCGAGAAAUGGCCAAUCGUCUCUGCUAUUGUGUUGUCACCGCCCAUAAACAGCUGUCCGGCAUUGGCACCCGCAACUAUGGCAAAGAAUAUGAAGCGGCCAUCGAAUCCGCAUUACAUAUUGCUCGUCACGCCAUGUCAUCAAAAAAUAGGAACGGGCCUUCAGACUUCGACUUCCUGGAUGAUGCUGCGUGGGACUCUCAGGCAACUCAAAGGAGCCAGUUUGGCGAUGGCAUCGACAUCUCGAGGCUGGACCUUCCGGUAUGCAAAGAUUCGCCUGCCAGGUUGGCAAGGUACGCAGUGGAGCUGACGAUAGCUCUUCAAAUGGUGAAAUCUGAGGGAAUCCUCGACUCUUCUGCAACUGGUCUGGUCAUUGAUGAGCUCUUAGCGCUUGAUCCGCUUUCGCUCAUUGCUGCACGAGGAGUGGUGCAGGAAUUUCUAAUUCUGAAACCUGCAACAACUCGCCGAGACGCGCACCGCUUGCUCAAGAAACUGGCUGAGUUAUAUUUGCAGGAUGAAGCCUUUGAAAGAUGCGAGCCCGCGUUGUGUUUUUGUCUGCACACGCUUGAGAGCUUCAUGGAUCUUUGGACGACUGAAGACGACGACGACAAUUUGGCAGACACGGCCUUUGAUAUCUAUUAUUGGUUCCUCAACACCACGACCCGCAGAGGCGUUGCAUCCCCGAGAGUGCUAUCGACACUGGCGGAUCUUCUGGAUGCUCUGCUGCGCAAAGAUGCAUCUUAUGGCAGCGAAGACUUACCGUCACCACGCACAAGCCUGCUGAACAUCCUGGAAGUCAGUGACGCGGCGGCCCAGUAUCGGCUUGCGGGUAAACUGUCUCACAUCUUCGAAAAGUACGUCUUGACUCAACACGAAGCAAUAUUCGAUGACAUCGUCACCAAAUUACCCUCGGAUCCCGACAACAAAGAAGGUAUCGCUGCGCGCUUGUACAUUGUUUCUUACCUUGGAGCUCGAUGGCACACCGUCCUGCGGCAAGCCAUGUAUCACUUAUUCGAGACGGUCGCACAUGUGCCUUCUACGACAAAACUCGGACGUGGCUGUAUUGCCAGAACCUGCGAAGUGCUCAAACUACGACGACCGAGGCAGCUUUUCAAGUUGUUCUCCUCCCAGAUUUUCUACACAUGGCUGUCACAGGAGACCCUUGGCAGCAUGCCUUUCCAACUGUUCGAGUACGCUUCUUUGCAGGAGAUGGCCGCUGACAAUAUCGGGGAGCUCGCAGGGCAGAUCGCUCUCCGAGGAUUUCAACACUCCGAAGAGCUGGCCCAACUAGUUGGCCAGGACUGGAAUCUUGUACUUGGCGAAAACUUUGCCUACGCCGAAGCGUACACACUUGCUUCAGAAACUAGCGUGCCAAAACACGACCGUCUUUAUGAUGGCUCGGAAAAGUUAGUGCGAAAGCAACUCGGGUCACAACUAUACCUUCAACGACUGCGUGAGUGCCUCCCAGACAUUAUUGCCCUGCUGGUGCUAUCCCUUCAAGAUGAUCGGGGGAUUGAAAAGACUCUUCCCAGCUCUAGUCUUGCAAUUUGGCAAGAGAUGGUAAAUGACUCAGGUCAAAAUAUCCAGCUACCCCUUGCUCAGCAGCCAUGCUUCCGAGCACGCUGCCUUCCGGAAGAGCUCAAAUACCUGUGUUGGCGACUCGAUAUGAAAGAGAGUGACAUAUGGACAUCAGGUUUCCUAGUCCAUCUGUACAGACAACUUCUGGACAGAGCAAGGCCAGCGUUAGGGCCUCUACACACCUGCAGCAUCAUCCGCAAAAUUCGCAUCGUAAUCAGCCUUGCGGGUCCGAUUGCUUGGGAUGGCUAUCCAUUGGAGAUGAUGCUGCAUAACCUGCGACCUUAUCUUACUAUUUUCGAGUGUGCUGAGGAGACAAUGAGCAUCUACCGCUGUCUCCUUCGUCACGGAGCACAAUCUCUAGCCUCUCGACCUUCGUUCAUCGCUGGUCUCUGUGUCUCAAUCUUCGGGUCCCUUACUGGCUUCAUCUCAUCCACUCAGGAUAGCACUACGCAAGAAGAUCAAUUCAUAGCUACUAUGACUAACGCACAAGAAUUUCGGGCUUUUCUAGGGCAGUACUUGGAAUCCCUGGAGCUCACAAACACGGAUGGCGAAACACUACGAAGGUUCAAGCACAUCAUUCGACAUGCAAAAGGUAUAGCUCAGAAAGGGAGCAGCGCGCAAAGCACAAGCGAAGGGCAGCUGCUUUAUGCUUUGCUGUCAGAUCAAAGCAGCAACAACCCUCUUCUGUCAGGCUUUCAUUUUGAUCUCUCGAUCAAGAUAUUGUGCCACCAGUUUUGUACGCCGUCAGACUAUCAAGACGACAUACUUGCCAAUGAUGAGGAUGCUUCUCGAUUCUCAUCUACACUGGAAAGCCUGUUGACCAGAUUCGAUUUAGACAAAUCUUUCCGCAUCUGGGCAGCGCAGGGGAUUGGUCGGGGUUAUAUCAUGCGUGGGUUAAUCUCGACCAGCGACGAUAAAACACAGCCUGUACAAAGUCAACCGCCCGAUGCCGGACUCGAAGCGGUCUCUUCCUACACAAAUAUUGUAUGCUACCUGGUGGAUCUGCUCUGGAAGUCUGAUUAUCCUGAUUUGACUGUCGCCGAAAAUACUCUAGAGCUCAUCUCUAGCAACCUGCGCGAAGCUGAUGAAUCCGCCUUUUUAGCAGCCGAUUUUGACAGAAGGGUUGUGCAAGAGUUGAGGUUCAAAAAUUUCCCAUGUCCUGCUACGCCGCUGUCCACGACGUUUGGUCUCAUAGGCGAACAAGGAGAGACUCACGAUUUCCACAGCCGGUCGCGUGACUGGGCCACGGACCUACUCAUCCAGAUUUCCGAGGCUGCUGCUGGUGACCCUGUCUUGGGCUUUCUCCAGCCUCUGAUCAAUACGGUCCCUGAUGCAGCCGGCAUCCUGCUACCAUAUUGCGUCCACCUCAUUCUGCUUGGUGAAACCAACUCCCACCAAACUUUCCACGAGGGACUAUCUCAGACCUUCUCUGCAGGUUUUUCGUCAGGGGACCGUGCAUCCAGUGAGGCCAGAAAAUUGAUUCUGAAAACGCUCUUGUAUCUCCGAAAAUGCCACCUCCCCAACGAGACCAACAUGGCGCAACGAAACUCCUGGCUGGAAGUGGAUCUCAGCAACGCCGCCAUGGCUGCUAGUGAUUGUCAAAUGUGGCAUGAAGCUCUGCUCUUCUUAGAGCUGCACUAUUCUCAAGCCCAGCUCCAGACAGGUCGGUCAUCUCGAAGGUCGUUCGCGAUGACUAACGAGGUCUCAACGGAAGUUUUCUCCAAGAUUUAUGAAAACGUCGACGAUCCUGACUUCUUCUAUGGCAAGCACCAGAUCCACGAUCUGAAGUCAAUCAUCAGCAAAAUGAACCAUGAAGGGGCGAGUCAGAAAUCCUUGUCUUUUCAGAGCGCAAUGCUCGAUUCUCAACUGAGACUGGAGGAGCCAGAGAAUACCUUGGGUGAUGUAGCCUUCACAACAGCACUGACCUUGAGCGCCGCAAAUAUGCAAGGUAUAUCGGAGGCAGUGAAGCAACAUUACGAAGGGCCUCACAAGGCCACCUCAGCCGAGCAUAACUUAGCCCUGGGUCAUUGGGAUCUGUUCUGGGCCAGUGAGCCGUCCUCACCGUCGACAGCCUUGUCAUCACUAUUUCGCAAUAUGCACAGCAUAUCGAGUAAGAGCAGUCUAGCUGGAGAGCUGGACUUGUUAUUGCUGCAGCAUGGGGAUACCUUGCGAAUGGGCGUUAUAAACCGGAGUCAAUUGGGUGAUCUCCAUCCAAAAUUGGCAGUCCUGGCAGAGGCGAGGCAGAUUGUGGGUGCAACAUCUGCAGAGACCCUAGAGUCGACCUGUACGGCGAUAAUGGCGAGGGAUCAAAGGAUCAAGCUUGCAGAAUUCAACGCAUUAUCACCGAUCCUGGCCGGCAGGGAGGCCGCUUUCGCCGCUAUCCGUCGAAAUAAUCACUUACGGGCUGCUUUUUCAUUGAACCUGUCGCAGGCGCUGCUGCUUGAAGUUCAAGUUACUCGACAGUCUCUGGACAUGGCCUCCAGUUACGAGGCGCCGCAAUUCAGUCUGAAUCGAGCAAUGUACCUCUCACAGUUAGCUCAGUUGGCUGAAAGUGUAGGACUGGCAGUCGACGUCGCUAUCAACUAUGACCUGGCCAAGACGUUGUGGGCUCAAGAGGAAGUUUCAGCCUCCAUUGGCAUUCUACAAAACCUGAGAGACCGCAAAGAAGCUGCGGCACAGCCCAUCAGCGUUCCGCGAGCUGAUAUUCUGACAGAUCUGGGACACAAAAUUGCUGAAGCCCGUCUAGAAAAGCCGGAUGAGAUUAUAGAACAGUACCUCGCGCCAGCCAUCCGAGAGCUGCAGGAACCUCGUACAGGCUCUGCUGCAGGCAGGGUGUUCCAUAACUUUGCUGCGUUCUGCGACAUGCAAUUGCAGGACACGGACAACCUGGAUGACUUCACGCGUAUCAGCAAAAUCAGAGAUCGGAAAAUGCACGAAGUCCGGGAGCUAGACAGGAUGGUAAGAAAUGCCAAAAGCGACCAACAGCGAGCCAAAUUGAAGACACAUCUAGCCAGAGCUAAAACCUGGUUCAAACUCGACGAGCAAGAAUGGAGACGAGUUUCGCAGGACCGGGAGAAUCUCAUUCUUCGGUGCCUGGAGAAUUAUCUCUUGUCAAUGAGGGCUUCCGAUGACUACCCGAGUGAUACCCUCCGUUUCAUUGCACUGUGGCUGAAUCAAGCUGAGAGUCCAACAGCAAACGCUGCUGUCCACAAGUACCUCGAUUCAGUCCCUACUCUCAAGUUCGCCCCACUCGUCAAUCAGCUGUCGUCUCGCUUGUUGGAUAUCCAAGAUGAUUUUCAGAAACAACUCAAGAAUCUCAUGUUCCGCAUCUGCUCUGAUCAUCCAUAUCACAGUCUGUACCAGGUAUUUGCAACCAGCAAGUCGAAAGGCCCGCCUGGGGAUGAAGUGGCUGCUUCCAGGUUCGCCGCAGCAAACGUACUAACCGAACGUGUCAAGCAACAAAGCACAUCCUCGGCAAUAUGGACGACCGUUCACAAUACUUGCGUUGCUCUGAAUCGGGUGGCUGCGGAACCACUCUCUGACAAAGACCUCAAGAGUGGCUCGAAACUCGCGCUACGAAAGCUGCAACAUGGUCCAGCGCUAGAAGCUCAGAUCACGAAACCCACGACAAAGAUCCCUCCCCCAACCAUGAACAUUGCCCUGCGAGCAGAUCGAGACUAUUCAAAUGUACCGACUUCGAGUACGAUUGAUCCAACGAUUUCUGUCGCCGGAGGUGUAUCAGCUCCCAAAAUCGCGACAAUCACGGCGUCGGAUGGGUCUCGACACAAACUGCUGUUGAAGGGAGGCAACGACGACCUUCGGCAAGACGCCAUCAUGGAGCAAGUCUUUGAACAGGUAUCCAACCUUUUGAAGGACCAUCGUGCCACACGGCGUCGCAACCUCGGCAUUCGAACCUACAAGGUCAUCCCACUGACGAAGAACUCGGGCGUCAUCGAAUUUGUCCAGAACACUAUCCCACUCAAUGAGUAUCUGCUCCCUGCUCACGCGCGCUACUAUCCCAAGGACUACAAGGCGAACCGUGCCAGGAAGGAUAUCUUCGAGGCGCAGGCCAAGAAUCAUGAGCAGCGUGUGCGAGCCUACCAGACGGUCACUGCCAACUUCCACCCAGUUAUGCGGUUUUUCUUCAUGGAGAAGUUUCUUGACCCAGAUGACUGGUUUUAUAAGCGUCUCAACUACAGUCGGUCCACCGCUGCUGUGAGCAUCUUAGGCCAUGUCCUUGGACUAGGAGACCGACACGGACACAAUAUCCUCCUGGACGAGAAAACCGGAGAAGUGGUCCACAUCGACUUGGGCGUCGCCUUCGAAGCAGGCCGCGUUCUCCCUGUUCCCGAAGUUGUACCCUUCCGCCUCACUCGUGACCUGGUAGACGGGAUGGGUCUCACCGGAGUGGAAGGCGUCUUUCGGCGAUGCUGCAAUUUCACCCUCGAAGCCCUCCGCCACGAUCAAGAAGCAAUCAUGACCAUCUUGGACGUCCUCCGCUACGACCCACUAUACUCGUGGUCCAUCUCCCCCCUCCGUCUGCAGAAGAUGCAGGAAAACAACGAGCAAGCCGCCGCUGCGGAUGCGGCUAGUGUUGCUGGCGGACCGUCGACUCCAACGUCGACGACCAGCGGCGUCGGUGACAACGCAGGCGGCGUGAUUGCGGCACGCAGAGAAGAGACCGAGCCCUCGGAAGCGGAUCGCGCGUUGACCGUCGUGGCCAAGAAACUGGGCAAGGCUCUGAGUGUGGAAGCCACCGUGAACGAGCUGAUCAGGCAGGCCACGGACGAGAGGAACUUGGCUGUGCUGUAUUGCGGGUGGGCUGCUUAUGUUUAA